AUGGAUAAAUUCAUAAAAUUGACUUAUGUUGUGGCAGAAUUUGAGGCCGACUAUAAUGACACGGCCCAAACUGACCAUACAAAAUAUACCCUCACUCUUCAGCAAGAGGAACUUAAGGCAAUAUGGAGAAAGGUAAAAACAGCUUACGAGGAAUUAGUGCAUUCCGACACGUUAGACGCUAAAGGAGUCUCUACGGUUAAGCCUAGGUAUAAGAGCUCCUAUUCUGUUUAUUUGCGCUGCAUGUCGAACAUGUCAGAUUUCCAGGCAAAGUUAGUAAAGGGCGAAAAAGAUACAGAGGGCGUGUCUGUCCAGGAACACAAUAUACAUCUGCCCCCGUGCGAUACGGACGUGUUCAAAGGCGACUACCUCUCUUGGCCAACAUUCCGAGACAUGUUUACGGCCAUAUAUAUACUGAAUAAGCGCCUUACCCCGGUUGAGAAAUUAUUCCACCUCAACCAAAAAACACAGGGGGAGGCCAAAGAUAUCGUACAAAAAUGCCCACUUACAAACGAGGGAUUUGCCACUGCAUGGAAAAAUUUAACUGAUAGGUACGAGAACAAACGUAUUCUCGUAAACUCCCAGUUACAAAUUCUUUUUAAUUUAAAGUCGGUAGAAAACGAGUGCGGAAUCUCGAUUAAGAAACUACAGCGAGAUAUAAAUAAUUGCAUCUCAUCAUUAAAAAGCCAUAAAAUUGACAUAUCAAACUGGGAUGCAAUAUUUACUUAUCUCUGCUCAACGAAGUUGCCAGAAAGUACCUUAGCAUUGUGGGAACAAACGAUCGAGAACAAGACGGAAAUAUCCAAGUGGGAGGAUAUGGACAAAUUUCUGUCCAACCGAUUCCAAACUCUUGAAACCGUCUCGGGCAUAACAGGUAUUAGACAUACCAAAACCCCAAAGCCCCACAAUAGUAGGCAUACAAAUGAAACACCGCAAAAAAGACUUGGCGCAUUUCAAGCUUCUGUAGCCAAAGCCAUGUGUCUAUUCUGCAAAAGCAGUAACCACAAAUUAUCGAAAUGCCACAAAUUUCUCGAACUCACGGUGUCAAAGAGAAUAGCUUUCAUUAAGGAGAAUCAUGGCUGCUUGAAUUGCUUACAUGCUCAUUUAACUGCAGCACCUGUCACCAAAGGCACCACACGCUCCUGCAUAAUCAAGCAGCUCAGCCAAAAGCAGCCAUGA
Rhagoletis zephyria (snowberry fruit fly) is the source of this 1176-nucleotide messenger RNA. RefSeq lists its product as uncharacterized. Lineage: Eukaryota; Metazoa; Arthropoda; Insecta; Diptera; Tephritidae. The record is from RefSeq and is a predicted model, not a curated record.